This is a messenger RNA of Daucus carota subsp. sativus, 1662 nucleotides long. Its product is annotated as sister chromatid cohesion 1 protein 3. The coding region runs from base 835 to 1464 and encodes 209 amino acids. Gene Ontology annotation, biological process: replication-born double-strand break repair via sister chromatid exchange; sister chromatid cohesion. The transcript is spliced from 7 exons. The record is from RefSeq and is a predicted model, not a curated record. Gene Ontology annotation, cellular component: cohesin complex. Gene Ontology annotation, molecular function: chromatin binding. Lineage: Eukaryota; Viridiplantae; Streptophyta; Magnoliopsida; Apiales; Apiaceae.
AUUCUGGCACACUUGUGGGUGCAACUCUCGGUGCUGAACACUGUGAUCCUUCUAAUCGCCAGCUGAGAGCUGCAUUGCUAAGUUACAAUGAUGGUUAUCCAAGUUAUCAAGGAACUGAAAUCAUGCGUGAGGCAGCUUUCUUUCAGUAUGCUUCUGAAAUGGAUCUCUUUUGCCCAGACCAAAGGGAAGACAGAUUGGAACCAGAUUGGGAUCUGAUGAAAAUCUUGGAAAAAACAGAAGCCGAUAAUUUAGGGGUUGAGUUAGUUCCAGCAGCUUCUCCUCUUUCAUCUCAACAACACCAACAGCCAAUUUCUAUUUUAUCAGAAGAGACUCCGGAAUUUUUGGACCCUGACAGUGAUUACGAUGCAGGAUGGGCAUCACCUACCUUGCAGAUUCCUUCAAUUCCUCAGCCUCAGCAGACCCUUCCCAAAGAAAUGAUAAGCCAUCAAUAUGAUAUUAACACAACAAUUCUGAGUGACAAGUUUAUGAAGAAAAGGAUUGCUGAUUCCAGCAGCAUCCUGCGUCCAAGAAAGAAUUUCCGACGAGACCCUCUGGGCAGGUGGAGGCAGAACAAAAGAAUCAGAAAAGAUGUUGUAUUUUUUGAGCCUUUGUUAACUGGUACAUUGGCUCCCUUUCCUUUUCUUCUUGUUUUUUUUUGACCACCAUGGCUCCCUAUUCUUUUUAGAAUAAUUUGCAGGCCAUCUUUACAGUAAGAUCUCUACAGGAAAGUUUUUGUUUUUAUGUACAGGGUUGGGCAGUGACCUCUGUGAGGCAUACCGGAAAGACUUCAUUUGCGGAAAACCUUAUUUAUGUGCUCCGGUCAAUGUUGACAACAUGGAAAUUGACCAUGAAAUAUCAACGGAAAACAAUUCCCCGAAUAGGGUUUUGUAUUCUCCCAUCGAGUUCACUCCUUCUCCAACUGGAGGACAUGCCCUUGGGGGUGAUACCAGCUCAUUGAUUGAUCAAGUGGAGCCAACCAACUGGGACAGCACACGGGUCCUUGAAAAAUACGCUGCUACACCAGGGUCUAACGAAAUAACGGCGUCUUUGAAGGGCACACCCGGUGAAGGUCCAUAUAAUCCAGAAAUCAGGACUUCUUGUGAUGGCGAAUUAUCUUUUUUGGCAGAGGAUGAUAAUAAUUCACAAGGGCCACAGCAAACCACUCCUGGCUACUCCUCGUGGAAAUCAGAAGGUGGACAACUAUCUGCAAGGACGAGAUCUGUGGCUCGAUUCCUUAAGGACAGAUCGUCAGUCACUCCGGUCAUUGAAAGAGACCACCAAUCCAUAAAUGUUAGUCUGGAUACGAUCUUAGAAGGAAAAAGAAGGAAAGUUUGUGCUCGAAUUGUCUUUGAGACGCUUGUUUUAAAGACUUGUAGCCUUGUAGAUGUGAAGCAAGAAAAUCCAUACGGUGACGUCGUUUUGACGGUGACGCCAAAACUUUCCAAUGAACUAUUUUCCAUCUAAGUGCAUGUACUAUGUCCUCCAUCCCUGUGUAGCAUGUUGUGAGAAGGCGACUCUUCUCGUCUGGAUGCUCUUCUACUCCAUUAAUAUAUAGGUGGUUUUGGUGGUGAUACAUGAAUUCGUGUACUUGCUCAAAGAAUUUUUUGUUUCUUUCUUUCAUGCAUGGUUUUUUUUUUCACUUCUAUGUUACAUUAGAAAAAA